CGCUGUCUUGUAGCUGUCCUGUCCAACCUAACCGGAGAAUACUGCUAUUGAAAAAAUGGAAACACUUGAAGCUUUUGCUGCGUUUAUUUUAACUUAUUUUUUGUGUUUUGAUUGUUGAUUUAUGAAGUGGAGAACAGAUGGGGAGGAUUCAUGUGCAAACUGCGCCUCUUCUCUCAUAAGCGCAUCCACCUUAUACUCAGGAUAAAAACUCAGCGUUGCUUUCUCACUCGGAACAAGUUCUUGUUAGUGUAAGGCUGAGUGGAUAAUUCACGUUUGCUUAUUUCUCCAAGUUGUUCUCCUUCUUUAGCAGCUCGGAUCCCCCUGCCUCACUCCUUCAUUUUUUGCAGAUUUCAAUUUUGCGGUUUGUGUUUCUGCAGUUUGGCGGUAAUUGUUUUUUUUCCUAUUCUGAACACCGUCUGUGUUAAUGUGGAGAAUAACAGCAGGAUAUUAGUAGAUGUAGCGGAGAAAGACUUGUGUGCUUUUGACGGAUUCACGAGAGGCUUACAUAAGAGAAACAGUCAUGUAUGCAGGACGCAAGAGGAGAAAACCAGUUCAAAGAAUGGUGAAGCAGCCAUCAGCCGAGGGAGCCAAGUCCAACCCAUCCAAACGGCAUCGAGACAGGCUGAAUGGGGAGCUGGAGCGGCUGGCCAGCCUCCUGCCAUUUCCUGAAGAGGUCACUGCCAGUCUGGAUAAACUAUCCAUCCUCCGCCUAAGUGUCAGUUACCUGCGAACCAAGAAUUUCUUCUCUGUCACCCUGAACAGUCAAAAUGGAGUGAAGGAUGGCAGCAACAAAACAGAAGGGACAAAUACCAAGAUCCCUGAAGGUGAACUUUUGCUGCAGGCUCUCAAUGGAUUUGUCCUGGUCAUCACUGCCAGUGGGACCAUCUUCUACUCCUCUCACACAAUUCAGGACUACUUGGGCUUCCAUCAGACUGAUGUCAUGCACCAGAGUGUGUAUGAACUGGUCCAUACAGAGGACCAGCAGGAGCUCAGGAGAAACCUGGACUGGGCUUUGAAUCCUCCUGCUGCUGCAACAUCCACUGUCUGCCAGGAGUCCCCCAAAGAGAUAGAACUUGACAAAAGCUCAUCUUUGGUCACCUAUAACCCUGAACAACUCCCCCCGGAGAACUCAUCCUUCCUGGAAAGAAGCUUUGUGUGUCGCUUUCGCUGCCUCUUGGACAACUCUUCCGGUUUUCUGGCUUUGAAUAUCCAAGGAAGGCUCAAGUUUUUGCAUGGGCAGAACCAGUGGCAAGAAAACGGAGGAAAAGCUCCACCACAGGUUGCGCUGUUUGCUAUUGCAACUCCUCUGCAACCUCCAUCCAUCCUGGAGAUCAGAACCAAGAACAUGAUCUUCAGAACCAAACACAAGCUGGACUUUACUCCCGUGGCCUGUGAUGCAAAGGGGAAGAUAGUGCUAGGGUACACAGAGGCUGAACUGCGGGUAAGAGGAUCUGGCUAUCAGUUCAUUCAUGCAGCAGAUAUGUUGCACUGUGCAGAGAACCAUGUAAGAAUGAUGAAGACUGGAGAGAGUGGUCUGACUGUGUUCAGACUCCUGACUAAGGAAAACCACUGGAAAUGGGUCCAGGCCAAUGCCCGGCUGGUGUACAAGAACGGCAAACCAGACUACAUCAUUGCAACCCAGAGGCCUCUUUUGAAUGAAGAAGGAGGAGAACACUUGCGUAAGCGCUCGAUGCAUCUACCCUUUACAUAUGCAACAGGAGAAGCCCUGCUCUACCAGUCCAGUCAUCCCAUUGCAAGCUUUAGAGAUGGAAGCUAUGAAAAAAAUGGUAGUAAAUCUAAGAAGAGCCGAUCUGACAAGCUGCUGACAGAUGAUCUGGACCCUGGUUCCCUGCUUGGGGCACUUAUGAGUCAGGAUGAGUCUGUGUAUGUUUGCCAGCCAGCCAUAGAGCCCAAAUUGUCAUUCCAUGGCAGCUUUUUUGCAGAGCGAAUGAGCUUCUCUGACGGCGAACCCUGCAGCUUGCGCAGGAGCUGGAAUGAACCUACUAACAGUAUGGUAGGUCAACGCAUCACAGAGCCAGGUACCAGUUUUGACCCACUGCUGACUACUUUGGACUCACUCUCUUUGGAAGGCCAAGGGGUUAUGGAUGCAGAGGAGAGGGGUUACUCAAACAGUGAACUGUUUGGAGCUCUGGAGGGGCUUGGACUGAGUGCUGAGGACCUAGAAUUGCUGCUGUUAGAUGAGCGUAUGAUCAGAGUUGAGAUGGACCCUGAGCAUGUGCCUACUUUGGAUGAUCUAUUGACAAAUGAUGAAAUUCUGUCUUAUAUCUAUGACUCAAUAGAAGGAAGGACUGAUUCCACAGAGCAUGGAGGACAGGUGCCUCCUAGCACUACCCCAGAAACCUCCACGAUAGUGUCAUUGUCAGAAAAUAACCCCACAACUGAUACAAAUGUGCAAAUGCAGUUUCCUCACUCUAACACUCCACUAGUGGGGCAUGCUCCCAUUGUCCAGCUAUCCCAGCAGAUGCAACAGCAUCUCAACAUGCGAACAGGUAAAGUGGAGCAUAACUGGGGCCAGCAGAGUGACCAUUUGCCUAACAGGAUAGUAAAUGGAGAGCUGCUGGGGCAAAAUCAGUCUAUUCCCAAUAGACAAUGGACACCCCAAGACAUUCUAGCCACUACAGGGAUACAAGUGGAACAACUGACCACACAACAGAUUCCUUUCAAUGACAAGGCCUUAGUCUUAAAUAGCGAGCUUCAUCACCACUACCCUCAGCAGCAGCAGCAACCCAGGACCCAGAAGCAGCUCUCACAACAGUGCCAUGUCACACAGAAGGCAGCAAACCUCAACGGACUGUGUGGCAUCUCCAGCCCAGAGCAUCCAGCGGACAAAACUCAAUGGCAAAACAACAGUUUGAGUGAGAGUCUGGUCAGCAAUGUCAGCCUUGACCAAAAACCUCUCACAAACACCUCACUCGACUCCUGCAUAGAUUAUAACAUGCCCAGUAUGGACAAUGUAGAUUACACUAUCAGUGGAAGUGGUUUGUUUGGGAAGAAUGCAGAACAGCAGGGGGCUGAGUGCACAGUUUCAUCUUUUCAGGGAAUAAACCACAAAUGCCACCCAGAGCAGAUUCCAGUCACCUUGUUCCAAGUCAUCUCUAGUCUAUCGCAGUGCCCUCCUUCCAACACCUCUCUGGAGCAGAUUUUAGGAGUGGGUAAGCCCUGCCAGCAGCUGGACCAUUAUGGCAUGGUGACCACUGAGAUUCCUCAUGACCCCAGUCACAGUAAGAUGGAAAAUGGCUACAUCAUGAACAGUACUUACCCAGGAGGUUGUGUCCUGCCCAACGGAAAUGGAUCUGUGCCUCCUACUAUCCAGGUGCCCAGCCCUGAGACAUUGGCUACCCUCCCAGACCCACCAACCACUGGCUUCUACCUCUGACCAUCUGACCAGGGACAGUCGUGCAGCAAGACACUGUGAAUGGCCAGAAACAUACAAUGACUGGACCAGCCUUAUACAUCUCGAUACCACAACAAACACAGCUGAAGAAACGUAGGCCUACAUGUUUGUUACUUCUAUUUUUUGUUUCCUUUUAUUUUGAGUUAACAAUGUUAUUUUGGAAGGAGGGGAUCACUGACUUCUAUUUCAAGUCAUAUUAUCAUAUGAGUUCUUUGUUUACACUAAUGCAGUUAAGAGCACUUAGUCAAGUUUAUUUUAAGUAAAUAUGAAUCAUUUGAAGAUAGGUUUUAAAAAUCUGCAUUCAGAUACAUAGUAAAACCAACAUGUUCUCAUCCCAGGACAUCAAAUACUGCUGUUCUGUCAGACACUGCUUGCUGUAUAGGGAUACAUACAGGGUAUUGCUUGGUAUUGUUGCACUGGCAUGGCAUUAUUAGACACAGGCACUGAGAUAAGGCUCCUGUUUUCAAGAACAAUUUACAAGUUAGCCAUCCAGGAGUCUGUGGUUUUUGGCCCUUUUGUGAGUUCUGUUUUGCACUUUCACUCAGUAAUUCCUUGUCUGUUAGUUUCAUAAUAAUUAUUUAAUUCUUUGAAUCUACAAUAUUUGAACAAAAGUAUUGGGCCAAAUCUCCUAAUUUUUUAAAUUCAGGUGUUUUUGGUCCCAUUGUCACAGAUAUAUAAAAUCACCAAGCCAUGAAGUCUACCUUUACAAACAUUUAUGAAAGAAUGGGUCAUUCUAAAGAGCUCACUGAAUUUGAGCAUGUCACUGUCACAGGAUCCCACCGCUGUAACAAGUCAGUUGGUGAAAUUUCUUCCAUAAUCAGCUGUAAGAGGUAUUAUUAUGAAGCAGAAGCAUUUAGCAACCAUAGCAACUGACUUACUGAAUUGGCAGACUACAUACAGUUACAGUGCUCAGACACAUGGUGUGUAAAUGCUCUGCUGGCUUAAUAACUAUGAAGGCCCAAACCUUCUCUGACGUUAACAUCAGCACAAAAACUGUGGCAUGAGUUUGCAUGGUUCCUGUAGGUGUAAUGUGUAGGUGGCCCACUACUUUUUUCCAUAUACUGUAUGUCAUUAAAAAAAAAAAAGUCGGCUCCAUCCAUCUGUUUUCUGUCCCUUAUCUGGAUCUGGGUCGGAUGGGUAGCAGUCUAAGCAGAAACACCCAAAGUGUUCCCAAGCCCGCCAAGAAAUAUAAAUUCUGUAGUAUUUUAUGGGUCUGUCAAGGCCCCGGCUUCAACCAUCACAUGAUCAAAAGUCAGAGAUUAACCAAUAAAUAUCACUUUGACUGACAGUAAAAAGCUGAAAGAAAUUCUAAUAUUGUUUAUUUCCCAAGCAAAAAUACCAAACAUUUGCUGAUUAAAGCUUCUCAAAUGCCAUGUGUGCUACUUUUCUUCAGCUUAAAUGGACAGAAGUAAUUUGGAUAGUCUGUAUUUUGUUGUUCAAAAUGAGACAUUUGACAAUUUGAAGGACUAUUAUUUUAGAGAUUUUAUAGAUUACUUAAUCAGUAACUGAAUAAAAAGAAAAGUACAGAGUACAUUGAGAUAAUACUAUAUUGUAAAAUGCACAAUCAGACAGGAUUUGUAUGUCUCAACUUUAUGAAUGUACAAAGAGCUAGAGAAGGAGGAGCUCUGGAAAUAGUAGUAUAGUAAACUUGAAGUAUUGUAAACUAUGGUAAAUGCAGUUCUUUUCUAGUGUUUUUUUUUUUUCAUCAGAUCUUUCCUGACACGAAUAAGGUUUGCUUUGCUUUGUAUCUGAAUGCAACACACAAACCGACCUUAUCCCCAGCAUGAUUACAGGUCUUUGGUGGAGACAGUUAUCAGUUUUGCUCAUGCUACAAGAAUGUAAUUGUUGCGUGUUCAUUGAUUUCUUUGUUAAAUGAUUUUCAACUAUGAGAUUUAUCCAUAUACAUUUGAAAAGAGUAUAAAAGAUGAAGAUUAUUUCUAGAAAUGUUCUGCACUUUAUUUCAGGUACCCACUUAAUUAAUGCAGAUUGGUAGUCAAGGACACUGAGGUUAGUGGAACAGCAUAACUUCAUUUAUGAUUUUUCUUUUCUUUUUUAUUUUAAGUUUCUGACAAUUUUAUUUUGAGGUACACUUCAGGUGGUGGGUUAAUGUCCUCACUAGCACAAACACGUCAUGUUAGUGUAAUCAUUUUUAUAUUUCUCCACUUGAAUUGUUUUUUCAAUUGUUGAUUAUGUUGAUAUUAAAUCUUGGACCUCUGAACAAGUCCUUCUUUUACAUUUGGCCAUUGCCAAGUUUUACUGACCUUAAUAGAAGAAACCACUUUAUUGUGUAUUUUUCUGUUUUCAUUCAGUUCCUUGUUGGAAGUCAAUAUGUAAGCCACUGUAUUUUAAGAAAAACAAAUGGUAAUGCUUUGUCAUCCUCUACCUAGGCAGUGGUUCCACUUAUUCCCUACCUUUACACCAUCCUCCCCACUCCCAUUUGCCCCAAGGAAUCAGUGACAUCAUUCAGGCUCUACAGUGGCUCUGCAGCGAAUUAAAAAAGAAUUCACUGUAAAACCAGACAUCUUGGGAAAUUAUCUUGUUUGUUGACAAACCAAGUGAAAAUGUGAAAUACAGUCAUGAAACAUGGGUGAUAACUUAAAGGAAAAUUUGGACACCUGUGAUGCGGGGAUCUGGUGGCUCUGUUCUGUUAUUGGGGGGGGCUUUUUUUUCAAGAACGGUUUGGUUUGGCUUUUGCCCCUUGGUAGGUUCUCCCAAGGCAAUGCUCGGUGAGAGGUGGUACCUUCGGGCCGGGCAGUGGGUCCUAACUGUUGUCUGAGCUUAUGUGCCAAAUGACAACUCAAGUCAAAUUCUUGGAGUUGCUGGGCGGGGUGCUUGAGGCUGCUCCAUCCAGUGACUCUGUCAUCCUACUGGGAGACUUCAAUGCUCACGUGGGCAACAACGGUGCCCAUGUAUCAUCUUGGAGAGGCAAGAUUGGACAGAUCUGGCACGCUUAAACGUAUAGUGAGGGUGCACUUGGAACAUCUGGCAGAGACCCCAGUCCAUUAGAUCUUCAACAGUAUUCCAAGGGAAGCUGAGGACACUGAGUCCGGAUGUACCAUGUUCCUCACCUCCAUUGUUGAGGAUGCUGCACAGAGCUAUGGCUGCAAGGUUAUUGGUACCUGUCGUAGUGGUAAUCCCUGAACCAGAUGGUGGGCACCGGAGGUGAAGCGGGUUUAUAAGCGGAAGAAGCAGGUUUAAAAGCUUAAGGAGCCCUAUCAAAUUUUGCCAGCCUGUGGUGUUGGCUGAGACAAAAACCUGUGUGUGGGAGGAGUUCAGUGAGGCCAUGGAAAAAGAUUUUUGGACAGCUUUGAAACAAUUCUGCAAACUGUCAGGCAACUCAGGAGAGGAAAACAGUGCUCUACUCACAUGGUGUAUAGUGUGGGUGGGACUCUGCUGACUUCAACUGAGGAUGUAGUCAGGCAUUGAAAGGAAUACUUCAAGGACCUCCUUAAUCUCACUGGCAUGCCUUUCGUAGUGAAAGCAGAAUCUGGGGACGAGGGGGACGACUCACCCAUUACUAAGGGUGAGGUCACUCAGGUGGUUAAACACCUCAGUGACCACCUCCUUGGUGCCAGGGCCCAUGGUGUGGACGAGAUUUACUUUGAGUUCCUGAAGGCUUUGGAUGUUGUAGGGCUAUCUUGAUUGACAUGCCUCUGCAACGUCAUGUGGAGAUCUGGGGCGGUACCACUGCAUUGGCAGGCCAGGGUGGUGGUCCCCAUCUUCAAGAACCGGAGGGUGAGCUCCAACUGUCGGGAAAUAACACUCCACAGCCUCCUCGGGAAGGUCAAUGCCAGGGUGCUGAAAAGGAGGGUCUGUCUGUUAGUCAAACCUCUGAUACAAGAGGAGCAAUGUGAUUUUCUUCAUGUUUGCAGAAUGCUGGAUCGAUUCUUUAUCCUCUCUGGACCAGUGUGCUUGGGAGUUUGCCCAUCCAGUCUACAUGUGUUUUGUGAACUCGGAGAAGAUUUGCCCUCAUCCCUCCGGGUAUCCCGUGGGAAGUGCUGCAGCACUAUGGGGUGUCUGGCCCAUUGUUGUGUGCCAUUCAGUCCCUGUACUACAGCAGUAAGAGCUUGGUCCAUGUUGCCGGCAAUAAGUCAGACUCAUUUCCUGUGGGUGUUGGACUACACCAGGGCUGCCCUUUGUCACUGAUUCUGUUCAUAGUAUUUUGGACAGAAUUUCUAGAUGUAGCCAAGUGGCGGAAGGCUUCCACUUUGGUGGUCUCACAAUCUCAUCUCUGCUUUUUGCGGAUGAUGUGGUCCUUUUUGCCUUCAUCAGGUGGUGGCCUCCAGCUCACACAAAUGGUUCACAGUCGAUUAGUGGCUGGUAUGAGAAUUACUACCUGUAAGUCUGAGGCCAUGGGCCUCAGCUGGAAAAGGGUGGAGUGCCCACUUUGACUCAGGGACGCGUUGCUACCCCAACUGGAGGAGUUUAAGUAUGUCGGGGUCUUGCUCAUGAGUGAUGGGAGAUGGGAGCGGGAGAUUGGUAGAUGGAUUGGGGUUGCGUCUGCAGUGAUAUGGAAGGUGUUGAUUUACUGGUCAGUCUACAUCCCUUCCCUCACCUACGGGCACAAGAUCUGGGUAGUGACAGAACGAGAUUGUGAUGCAAGCAGUGGAACUGAGCUUCCUCUGAAGGAUAGCUGUCCUUUCCCUUAGAGAAAGGGUGAGGAAUGCAGUCAGGGGCUCAAAGUAGAGCCGUUACUCCUCCACACUGAAAGGAGCCAGUUGAGGUGGCUCAGGCAUCUGACUAGGAUGCCUCCUGGGCAAAUCUUGGGUGCCGCAGGUAUAUGAUGCUGACAUCGGAGUAAAGAAAGGCAAUGGAUAGUCCAGACAAAUAGGUUGACCGUGCAUUAAAUUAGACAUAUUUUACACCUAGAUAAACAUAAAUGGAUUAAAUGUGUCAUUUAUAUUUAAAAAAUAAUAGUAAUCCAUGUACAUGGAGUGUAUGUUGUAUGGCGUGUUUGUUACAGUUAUAUUCAAACAAUUUCAGAAAUAAUUAAGUUGACAAAUUAAAUGUCCUUGUAUUAAAUGAAACAAAGAAACAUGAAAUUGCUAUAUUUAGUGCAAGAAUGUGAACAAUAUUUCUGUAAGAGACGGUUGACUGGACCACUUAUAAAACAACAUCAUCGUACUCUACAGUGUUUUUGUUGUCAUAUUUUGUUUGUGUUUUCUUGACGUAUUACAAAGAGUUUUGACUGUGGAGAUAACAUCAGUGUUCCAACCAUGUUUGUUGGUAUUUACAUAUAUUAUAGUGAAGAGGCAAGGACUUAGAUGGUGACCCAGGAGAAAACAAACAAACAAACAAACAAAAAAGACAUAAGAAAUAAGUAGAAGAAUACAGCUAAGCUAUUGGCAGAACUAUUAUGGUUGUAGAUGUUCAUUUGUUUUUACUGGGUGGGCAAAUGCUGUUCAUCAGUAAAGGUGUAUUUGUGUGUGUUUAUGUGAAAACCUGUGUGAAACAAAAAUGUAAGUGUUCCUAUAGCGAGGGAAAAAAACAGAAGAGAAAUAUGACAGACUGGCCUACUAAGUCACUAUGAGCCCAUCAAGUCAGUGUCCACCAAAUCAAUACAGAGUAGUUCUGAGUGAUCACCUUUAUCUUUUUUGGCCACAGUGGUAUUUACCCACAGUAAAGAGACAGGAAAUGUGGGGAAAACACUCAGGCAAGCCGGCGACAGGCUAGGACGCGCGCCUGUGCCGCCAGCGCCGCAAUGUGGCUAUGCAUGUGGUCGCCAGCUUCACCACUAAGCCACCUGGGUACCCAAUAACCUUUAUCUUAUGAAGAAAUUUUUCUAAUUGGAAGUGCUCUCUUCCUGAUCACUUCCUGGAUGCCUCAAUUCAUUGAAUGGCUUAAUAACUAUUUAAAGUCUAUCAUAUUUUAAUGAUAGUGGUGUCACACACUCUUUAACAAGUAAGUCCAAAAUCUAGAGUUCCAGAGAUUUUUAGAAUUGAUUCCAGAAGCUGAUCUGGCAGCACAAGGUAGCCCAAAACUAAGACACUGUAGAUAUGAUUGUCCUUUAAUUUGUCACUCAGUAUUUCCCCAAAGUGUUCACCUUUUCCAUUUAAAUGGUAGAAAAUGAUGCCACACGAGGUCAGUAAUUUCAGGUCUACACAGGAUCUAAUAUCAAUUACUGAAGGGUAAACAAUGAAAAACCAAAUGAGUAUUUAAAAAGAGAUCUUUAGUAGGACACACUUUUGAAUGUUUCUUGUACAUAGUGAAAUGACUGGAAAAUGAAAAUAAGAAUUACUUCCUCAAGAAAAGAUGCUGAAAAGAGAUUUCCAUUGUUUUAUUCAAAUAAUGUCAUUAUUGAUAGUUACUAUUAUUGUUAUAUGUUCUAUGUUGAGAUGUAAUCACGUGGACAUCAUCUGAAAAGACUUUUGUUUCUUUACCUUGCUUUUUUUCUACAGCAAAAAUGUUUGCUAUAUUUAAUAUAAUUGAUGUGACUUAAUAACAGUGUGAAAAAAGAUGUGUAUUUAAAUUCAAACAAAUGUUGACAAAUACAGGUAUGUACAGAGUUUCAUGUCAAGUCACUUGUUUCCAGCACUAUUUUUAAACUAUUCAGCAACCCAUUUGCUGAUUUUUUUUCUGGUUUUAUUUUUUAUUGUAAAUAAUAUUUUCAUCACAAAGCACGAUACUCUGUGACAGACUGAAAAUGGUGCCAUACUACUGAGACUUGUUACGUAGGCUCUAAUGUUGGAAAGUUUAGUUUUGUCUUUUACUUACCCACAGUAACUUUAACAUUACCAAGACAAGGUGUACUGUAGAUGUUGUAUAUUUGAAAUGUUCCCUUUGACUGCUUGUAACAGAUGCAUUUUCUUCCUUUAAAAUAAAGGAUUUCUGCAAUCACA
Archocentrus centrarchus (flier cichlid) is the source of this 10254-nucleotide messenger RNA. RefSeq names its product aryl hydrocarbon receptor-like. The coding region runs from base 521 to 3397 and encodes 958 amino acids. Gene Ontology annotation, molecular function: protein dimerization activity; nuclear receptor activity; transcription cis-regulatory region binding. The transcript is spliced from 11 exons. Gene Ontology annotation, cellular component: nucleus; aryl hydrocarbon receptor complex. NCBI's taxonomy places the organism in Eukaryota, Metazoa, Chordata, Actinopteri, Cichliformes, Cichlidae. Gene Ontology annotation, biological process: regulation of transcription by RNA polymerase II; xenobiotic metabolic process; response to xenobiotic stimulus. The record is from RefSeq and is a predicted model, not a curated record.